AUGUAUGAGAGAAGGCACAGUUGGGCCACAACACACAUACGAGAAAAGUUCUUUGCCAGAUUUCGAACAACAUCAAGGUGUGAGGGCUUGCACGCUGUGAUAUCACGGUAUGUUAAGUCUCAAUACAGUUACACUGAGUUUUUACGUCAUUUCCAUCGAUGCUUGAUGUUCGUGCGUGCAAAGGAAGUGGAGGCUGAUUUCGAGUGUGCAAAUAGUGACCCUGUUAUGACCACCAACCUGAAACAGUUGGAGCAGAGUGCAGCCGAGAACUACACUCGUGCAAUAUUCUAUUUGUUUGUUCCCAUUCUUUACAGGGCCUGUUCAAUGAGGGUGGUUGAUUCUAAAGACAACGGUUCCUAUUUUAUCCACACCGUCUCUCGAUACGGCACUUCGGGGAAGGAUUGGCGUGUUGUUGCAACGUCUGAUAUGAGGGAGGUCCAAUGCACGUGCAUGAUAAUGGAAUGUUUCGGGGUCCCCUGCGAACAUAUAAUUGCAGUGCUUGUUCUUAACAAUGUUCAUGAGAUCCCAAGGUCUCUGAUAUUGCCGAGAUGGACCAAGGAUGCAAAACUUGUGGCGGUGCAGUCGAUGGGCGUGAUUUGGGAUUCUGUACAACUGGCACAACACUGGUGCCUGAUGGAUUGGUACCAAAAAGUGUGCAAGAUUUCAUGUCACAGCACUGAAAAGUUCCAGUUUGCAAGAGAGAUUGCCAUGCUGAUGCUGAAGCACUUCGAGAACGAAGAUGCAGGGGACACCAGUUUUCCACCCGAGGGGCCACCUACUGAGGGUGGCAGAGCCCCGGCGCGGAAUCCACCCAGGCGCAAUACAAAGGGUAACAGUGCUCAUGGUGGAAAGAAAACCCAGCGAUGUUGUUUGUGCCGGGAGGUGGGACACAACAGGACGAAGUGUCUGGACCACCGCACAAUGGAGUCAUCCAGCGCAGUUGCAGAUGACAUGGAUUCGAUGGACAUUGACAUGGCGACCGCAGAGAUUUCUUUGUUCCAAUGCUCCGAUAGUGACACGCAGGCUGGGUUUGCUAACAGCGACUUCGCUGGGACCAACACGUCCGGGCCAGUCAUGUCUCUCGCCGAUUGA
Messenger RNA from Arachis ipaensis, 1092 nucleotides. The record is from RefSeq and is a predicted model, not a curated record. NCBI's taxonomy places the organism in Eukaryota, Viridiplantae, Streptophyta, Magnoliopsida, Fabales, Fabaceae.